Molecule: messenger RNA, 776 nt
Organism: Manihot esculenta (cassava)
Lineage: Eukaryota; Viridiplantae; Streptophyta; Magnoliopsida; Malpighiales; Euphorbiaceae
Product: probable histone H2A variant 3
Exons: 2
Coding region: 92-496 (134 amino acids)
Cellular component (GO): nucleosome
Molecular function (GO): structural constituent of chromatin; DNA binding; protein heterodimerization activity
Source: RefSeq, a predicted model, not a curated record
AUGUCGUGUGUCAAAAUCUGAAAAUAUCUCGAAAGAAGAGCUAAAUCUAAGCUCGAUCUCUGUCUCUUGUAGAGGAAAGGAGGAAGAGGAGAUGUCAGGGAAAGGAGCCAAGGGAUUGAUAACGGGAAAAACCCCAGCUCAAAGCAAAGAUAAAGAUAAGAAGAAACCCAUCUCUCGUUCUUCUCGCGCUGGCCUUCAGUUCCCUGUUGGACGUAUCCAUCGUCUCCUGAAAUCUAGGGUAACCGCACAUGGAAGGGUUGGUGCAACAGCAGCCGUGUACUCUGCUGCUAUCCUGGAGUACCUCACAGCAGAAGUGUUGGAGCUAGCUGGUAAUGCAAGCAAGGAUUUGAAGGUGAAACGUAUAACACCCAGGCAUUUGCAGCUAGCAAUUCGUGGUGACGAAGAACUUGACACCCUCAUCAAAGGAACAAUAGCUGGAGGUGGUGUUAUCCCACACAUUCACAAGUCUCUAAUCAACAAGUCAUCCAAAGAGUAAAACUGUCGCAGUCCAUAUUUGUUAUUAACUAAAUCAUGGGAUUGAUUGAUGUACAUUUGCUAGUAGAUUUUUGGUGGAUACUUGACUCUUCUCUUCUGGUUGGUAGCUAGUCUCUUUUUAAGUGGUUUGUAAGUUGUAACCAAUGAAUCAUCUCGCCGGUAAAUUAUUUUCAUGUUCUUUCAUCUGGCAAUGCUCUGGAAUGCACAUAAAUUUGCCAGGAUAUGUAUUUGUUUAGUAUUUGUACAUUCAUUUUAAUGUCUUGUUAUGCUCUUCGUGUCAA